GCUCCAUCUAUCCGCGUGGACUUUCCCUUUACUCGCGCACCUCCCUUCUUUCUGCAAGAUAAGAAAUAAUCUAUGUAGAGUAAAGACAGAUUGCAAAGAGGGGAAAAAAUCUUCGAAAAGGUAUGUGUUCGAAACCCUAAUCUGAGCUCUACUGCUUGCGUGUGUAUACGGCGGUGGCUGGUUGUGGUAGGAAUAGAAGAAAGCUCUGUUUUAAUUGAACUAGCCGUGGUGAUUUAGUGCGUGUUCUGUCUCUGUGUUUCUCUCUCCAUUGGCGGGAUUAUGUGAAUUGAGUAGGGUUUGACUUCGCGUUGAAAAAUUCAAGAAAUUGAGUUGGUGUGUGUUGUGUGUGUUUCUCUGCGAUAGUUGAGUUGAGGUGUGGUGCAAUGUUGGGGGGUGGGAAUGAGGGAUCUGAGGAGGAUAAGCUGAGGGAGCGUAAGGUUUACAGUAGAAGGCCGUCGUUUAAAGGGCUUGAAAACAGUAACAGCAGUAGUAAUUUGUUGAGGGAGCAGCAGCAGCAGCAACAGCCGGAAUCUCAGGCUAUGGUUUCGGAGGGCUUGAAUUCUAUGAAGAGAAUGCAUAAUUCUGGUGUUGAUGCGGGCCGUGAUGGCUUGGGUGGGAGGGGAGGGCUUCUGAGGCAGGAUAAGGUUAGGAUAAGUUUGUCGAUGAAGUCGAAACGUGAUGCUCUGGAGUUGAGGAGGAAGCUGGAGAGCGAGAGGGAUAUGGUGCGGAGCUUGAUGAGGAGGAUUGAGUCGAAUGAGGGGAUAAAGAAUGGAGCUCAAGGAUUUGAUGGUAGAGAUGGGGAUAAGGUAGCUGCCGGGGUGGGGCAGCCUCGGAUGUUGAAGCCGUUGAAUCCGUUGAGCGUGUUGGUGAACGAGAAUAGCAAGCCGGGGAAUGAUGUUGUGGAGAAGGAGAAAAGGACCCCGAAGGCAAAUAAAUUCUAUAGAAAUACGGAGUUCUUGCUUGCAAAGGACAAGAUUCCGCUAGGUGAAAGUAACAAGAAAUUGAAGCCGAAUGGGAAGAAGGGAGGAGGAAGUGGGGCGGGGAUGGAAAGUUUUCCCAAUCAUGUUUUGAAGAGUUGUACGGCGCUCUUGGAAAGAUUGAUGAAGCACAAGCAUGCUUGGGUGUUUAACAAGCCAGUUGAUGCAGUUGCUCUUGGUUUGCACGACUAUUUCGAAAUUAUAAGAAACCCCAUGGACCUGGGUACUGUGAAAGGGAGGUUAACUCAGAAUUGGUACAAGUCCCCGAUGGAGUUUGCUGAGGAUGUCGUGCUUACAUUUCAAAACGCUAUGACGUAUAACCCGAAAGGGCAAGAUGUUUAUGUGAUGGCCGAACAGCUGUGCAAAAUAUUUGAGGAUAAAUGGGCUCCCAUAGAGGCUGAUUAUAAACGUGAGAUGAAGCUAGGUGCAGAUUAUGAUGUGGGGCCACCAACGCCUACAUCUCGGAAGGCUCCUCAGCAGUCAAGAGCACGGCCUGAUAUGAAAAAACCUUUAGAUAGGUCUGCGAUGGCCCACUCUGGUGAUCCUAAAAGAAAGAAACCAAGUACUGCGCUGUCUGGCAAGGUUCAUGCGCCAAAGAAGCCAAAGGCGAAGGAUCCCAAUAAAAGGGAGAUGACAUAUGAUGAAAAACAAAAACUUAGCAUAAACUUACAGGAUUUACCUUCUGAGAAGCUUGAGAAUGUUGUUCAGAUCAUUAAGAAGAGGAAUCCAUCUGUUUCCCAGCAAGAUGAUGAGAUUGAGGUUGACAUUGACAGUGUUGAUACUGAAACUCUUUGGGAGCUUGAUAGGUUCAUAACAAAUUAUAAGAAGAAUUUGAGCAAGAACAAAAGAAAGGCCGAAAUUGUCGGUAAUUUUGUAGCUGGUCAAGAGCAGAACACCAAUGACAAGGUUGCUACCUCUGUUGUAACGGAAACCCCAAGAGCAAGUAGAACAGAUGAAGAGAAAGUCGCCUCACCUCCGGUUGAAGUAGAGGAGCCAGAGGUAGAGCACAGUGAUAAGAACCAAGGAGCCAGCCAAAACAGCUCUAGCUCUGAUUCGGGAUCUUCUUCCAGUGAUUCUGAAGGAGAAAGUUCUUCAGCAGAUGGCUCUGACGGGGAACACUCACCUAAGAAUUGAAUUGUUGAGAUAUUGGCGAAUCUCAUGCUGACAAUAAGGCUAGAACUGUACUCGAAUGAUAGAUGCACCCUUGACUGUUUGUGGAUCCAGAAGGAAUUCUUGGUCAUUGGCUCAAUUUGUAAAUACCCGUAGUGGGUGAUAACUGUAGAUUUUUUUCUAAGCAGAUGUGUGGUAAUCAUGUUCGUCUCGUAGAGGUACGUUGCUCACAGGUAGUGGUUUGUAUGAUAUGUUUAGGUCAUGCAUACCGAUAGCACAAACGGCUGUGUCCUCUAAAUCUGUAAUUACAUGACAGUGACUGUCUCCCUCUGUAAGUUGUGUAGAAACCAGACAUUGUUCGUGUUCGUUGUUUGCAGACGUCUGUGAUCAGCUCCGAUGGUGCCGGUUAGUUUCUCUUUUCUCAA
Messenger RNA from Salvia miltiorrhiza (redroot sage), 2512 nucleotides. Its product is annotated as transcription factor GTE4-like. The transcript is spliced from 5 exons. The record is from RefSeq and is a predicted model, not a curated record. Gene Ontology annotation, molecular function: protein binding. NCBI's taxonomy places the organism in Eukaryota, Viridiplantae, Streptophyta, Magnoliopsida, Lamiales, Lamiaceae. Bases 384 to 2111 code for a protein of 575 amino acids.